Messenger RNA from Lolium perenne, 762 nucleotides. Lineage: Eukaryota; Viridiplantae; Streptophyta; Magnoliopsida; Poales; Poaceae. The record is from RefSeq and is a predicted model, not a curated record.
UCGUUCACAUACACUUUAUCCAUUGCCAUGGCUUCCACGUCUCGGACGCGGACCGGAAGGGGAAGGGGAAGGGGAAGGGGAAUGGGAAGUGGAUCAUCAUCAUUGCCACCACCACCGUCAACACUGCCAUUGAUCAUAGAGGAGUUCUUCAUCGUCGUCUAUGAAGACCCUUUGGUCAAGAAGGAACUCCCAAAAAAAUUUGCGGACUAUCUUGACGGCAAGGAGCCAGCUAAGGUGUAUCUGCGAGCAGCUGACUGCGGUCCUCGUCUCUGGACCGUGGAGGUCCUAUUUGACGGACAAGGCCGGAUGUACCUCGACAAGGGCUGGGAGAAAUUCGCCAUCGCGCACGGUGUGGAUUUCGGCUGGUUCGUACACUUCAAAUAUGAAGGCGAUGAUGUGCUCACAGUGAAGGUGUUUGACGGAACAAUGUGCAGGAGGUACUACUACUCAGACGACGAAGAUACUGAUGAUGAAAGCGACGACGACGUGAAGCCAUGCAUCCAUCCCCUUUAGAUAAUUAAGGGGAUCAUGACCAAGAAUAUAUAUGUAGCUUCAUAUGCAUCGAUUUAGAGAUCUAGCUAUUUUCUAUAUAUUAUGCAUGUAAAAAAUAAUAUCGCAUUUCCACUAUUAUUCGAGCACCACAUCCUCGCCGCCACUGCUAGGUCAACGCCGGGAUGCACAAUGUUUAGCAUAAAAGUCACUUUAGAUUAAGCUGCGAAAAUAGUCACCUGCCAUGGGCUGAGGCGGCCCCUACAGAGCGGC